AUGUCUUCCAUCAAGAAAGAGUCACCAUUUCAGAAGUUCGCUUCUGGUAUGCUCCGUUUUCCUUUCAUUUGCAUUUGCAAGGCGAAAAAAUUCUCUGUUUUCAUGGACCCCUCCUUUAUGAGGCAAAGCUGGGACGAAUGGGUCACAGAUCGGCGUAUGUACAAAUACGAUGAAGCCGGUCUUCGAAAACAGAAGGAAUUAGAAAAGCUAGCCAAGUCCGGAAAGAAAAUGAAGAUUCUGCGCAAGUCAGACCUCAAAAAUCAACCUUACCCUCCCCCCGAGCUCAUCGAAAAGGUGGAAAAGGCUAUUCGUCCAGAGGAAAACGUAAAGGCUGGCCGGACAGCCUCCAUCCCCACCGCUACACCCGAGGAAACUCCCUCAGAACACCCAGCUAGUGAAACCAGUGAUGGCGAACAGCCACCACCGAAAACCUCCCGCCAAUCUUCCGUGCCGGAUGAAAAGCCACCUAAACCAACGCCUACGCCGGGCACAAACCGCAAGAAGAAGGGCCGUUCCGGCAUCGCAGAGAUCACCGGCGAAACGGAAGAAGGUUUCCUUUCGAGACCCAGAAUUCAAGUAAACUUCCCAGAAAAUAUUCGUGCUUGGCUUGUCGAUGACUGGGAUCUGAUAACCAAGCAGUCCAGGCUCUCCUCUUACGGUCGCCAAAUUUGGAGGGGUUAUUUCAUUGAACACUUGAUGUUUAGUGGCCUUGUCCUCUGGUUUGACUUUUUCAAGCUGCGUGACCUAAUCACCUUCGUCAAGGUUGAUCAGGGAAGCCUGUCCCUUCUGGAGUCACUGGUGGCAGACUUCAUUAGUUUCCUCGAACGCAACCAAGACGAAUAUUUCCGCCUGGAAGAUUACACAAUGGCCACCGCAGAUUAUCUUCGGUUGGCCAUGUGUUAA
Messenger RNA from Dibothriocephalus latus, 903 nucleotides. The record is from the annotation of a GenBank genome assembly. NCBI's taxonomy places the organism in Eukaryota, Metazoa, Platyhelminthes, Cestoda, Diphyllobothriidea, Diphyllobothriidae.